Molecule: messenger RNA, 726 nt
Organism: Metarhizium robertsii ARSEF 23
Lineage: Eukaryota; Fungi; Ascomycota; Sordariomycetes; Hypocreales; Clavicipitaceae
Product: thioredoxin reductase
Exons: 1
Coding region: 1-726 (241 amino acids)
Source: RefSeq, a predicted model, not a curated record
AUGGAAGUGAGGUCGAGCCCGUCCCCUACUCGCCAGCGGUUCCGUCCGACGACCUUAAGCGAAGAGUCGCAGUGGCGCGACAGGAACGAUUCACAUGAGCAAGACGGUGUCAAUAGACAGACCGAUACAGAAUACUGCCCUUCAUCAACAGACGAUGAAAAUGAAGACGACUACUAUCAUGACCGUGCCAAGGACGAAGGGUUUCAACCGGAUUCACGCAAGCGCCGUAAAUUCGGCCACUCCUCUGUUAGACCCAGAUCGCCUAGUAAACGGAACUGUCCUGAUACCUCGACAAGGGAAAAUCGACCACGGGACAUGUUCCCCUCGCCCCCGUCAACCGAUGAUGUCGGUGGUGUAGUUAUGUCGCCCCCGUCAACCGAUGAUGUCGACGGUGUAAGAGCGGAGUUUGAUGAAUGGGCCUUGCAGAAUGUCCGUUUGAAGCGUACCAUUGUGAACGAUAGAGCAACGUUCCAGUUACAGUUCGACUGGGACUUGUGCAUGAAACACGGCCACAUAGUGCACCAGGGGUCCAAGAGAGGUCACAAGCGAGGACAUAGCGCGAGAGCAAGGUUCACACAGGAGGAGGAUACGCUUCUCAUCAAAUUGAAAGAAGAACGCGAACUAUCAUGGGCAGACAUUCAUGCACGGUUUAGUGACAGGUUUGGAUGGCGUUCAAAAGAGGCUCUUCAGGUUCGUUACUGUACGAAGUUGAAGUGCCGCGGGUGA